Molecule: messenger RNA, 5854 nt
Organism: Amoebophrya sp. A120
Lineage: Eukaryota; Dinophyceae; Syndiniales; Amoebophryaceae
Source: the annotation of a GenBank genome assembly
CGUCGAGAGAUGUGGUUUGCGCCCUAUGUGUAUGUAUGAUUUGUGCGCUGCUGUGAGAAGAGCGAGGUUAAGAGGUCGAAUUUAAGAGAAGAACCAAUCUUUCUUCUUUCGACGGGAAAGUUUGUUGCGUCGUGAGAACAUCAAAGCGUCUUCUUAUUUUGUUGUACUUGUUCAGUGUGAGAACGAAAGCUGCAAACAAGCAAAAAAUUGAUGGCAGCGCGGUCGUGGAGCAUCACUUGGCUGCCUCUCAAACUUCGUUCUUUCCUAGGGCUUUACCGGGACUGCAGGACGAUUGCUGGGGACCAUGGAAGCGCUUGAAUCUGGACCCACGAAAAGUUGAAACGCAUUGAGAUUAGCCACCUCUGCGGUACUAGUCCGGCGUCAGCCGCGGUUCCGCUCGCAGGAUGAGCGAGCGCGCCAGGCCGUCGUUUGACGGUACGCGGUGCUUUGUGAACAACGUAGACGAGUUAUCUCGUGUAAAAACGUCCCCACCCCAGAGUUGUCAUGCAGAUUUGCCAUGACAGAAACAUUUGUGAUGCGCAACCCCAUGACAGGCAUUUACAUUUUCAAUCGUAUUCGGGAACUUGUAAUGCUGUAAACAGGAUCAGCAGAUCGAAUUGUGAUGCGGCUUUCCUUGCUAACUUGCACUACCUUGCGGACUGCAACUUGUCAUGCAUGACUCCCAAAACUCCGGGGUUUGUGUUGCAAAAUCCCCAUCUUGACUCUGGGGUGGGGACGUUUUUGCUUAGGAUGCGAGUACAUUCCGGGCGCGGUGUGCUCCGAACUUAGCCUCCAAGGCAAUGUGUUUCUGUCCGGGACAUUGCGGGGGGGCCACAAAUGUGGACAGGUACUUGAGGUGAUGUUGCUCUGCGACGUCUCGGUCAAUUUUUUUUCAAAAUUGUCUAGAAGUUGAAUUGUUCCGGAUAGGAUUCAUUGAUAAGCAUAAACCACGAAGGGAAACAGUACGCACGAAGUACUUCUACACCAGGUGCCCCCCUGCGUGAAGCGGUUACUGUCACGAGCGUCGCCGAGUGAGUUUUUGGCCAACGUGCUGCAGCACGACGUGAUUGUGUACGACCUCCACGCAACCGAUUUGGAGGAGCUCGAAUUUGUUCUCAACGCCUUCACGGCGUUUGACUUCCGCCAUCCCGUAAGCUUGGUCCUCGUUUCCUCCUUGAUGACAUGGGCGCGAACGCCCUGCGAGGGACCGGCGUCCGGGCCGGGAACGGUGCCAGCGACGGUAAGAGCAGUAGUGUUUUGUUUUGGCAUUCUUGCAUUUUUUUUUGCGAAUCUUUAGGUGCUUUUGAUUGUGUUUGCACCAUCCUGAGAAAUUUCAAAGCUGAGUCAGAUUCUCUAACUCUAAUCAAGAUCAUUGUGAAGGUCGACAUUCAUUAUCACCAGGCAAUAAACAAGAGAUGGAAAGAGGGAUUCAACCACCGGGAGCCCCGGAUUUUAACCGACACCGAGCACGAGACGAGGGUUCCAAGUGUCAGGUACUUUUGCUUUGGAUGGAAAUUGAAUCGGUUGCGCGGAUCGGGGCGACUCGACAAGAUGGAUGAUUCUGCUAUACUCGUCAUGCCAUGAAGAUGACCUGCAUGUUUCUACUCUGCAUGUUAUUUGUUCCUAUGCACAAUUAUGUAACAACGCCCAGGUUCGCAGACUGGAAGUCUUUCGAGCUGAGUUGGGCGGCGUUGAGCAAAAAGACAAACGUGCGAUCCGUAGUGGUCGGAGCCGGGCUCCCCUACGGAAACGGCGAAUACAUUUUCCAGGACUGGUUUGCACAUUGCUGGAACAGCAUGUUCGAAAAGAACACUAUGAUUGGCGACGGGACAAACUAUCUACCCGUUGUCCAUUGCAGAAACCUGGCAAGGUAUCUAUACAUUUGAAUAGUUCAGUAAACUUUGAUUCAGAAAAAAUCGGUCUGCAACAAUGAUUCUCUUCGUCUCGUGCAACCAAUAUACCUGAAUAGAUUUUUUCGACGGCGAUAAUGAUCUCUGAUGCAACCAACAAAAAUAUUGAUAGAUAGAAAUAUCUCCCAUUUUUGUUGCAGGUUCACCCGGUACGCCACUUUCGCGCCCGUCGACGCGAGGCAAAGUUACUACGUUGCCUGCGACCAGCAGCCGUCGACGCAGAGACAGCUUCUAGAGGCGGUGAGAUUAGCGUUUGAAGAGGAGGACCCACGAUUGAGUAAAGCAAAAGACCAAGACGCCGCAGUGCCGGAGGGUGGCGAUCCCAUUAGUGAGGUAUAAUUUCCGACUUUUUGGAAUUUUCGUAGAUCUAGAUGCGGUGCUCUUCUUCUUGCAUGAUAAUAAUUGGUUUGUUGUUCUCCUCGUCUGCUGCAGCGAAGGAACAACAUAGGAAACAUCCCUUCCCACAUGCUUUGCCGCGCGAUCAUUCUCUGAUCUUCCCAGGAAGCGCGCAACUUCACACUGUCGAACGUGCUGCACGGCUCUGUGCACGUAGAGCAGGCCAUUCUGAUGGACAACGCCGAUUUGCUGACCAUGAACUUGCGUUUCCGACCGUCCGCGGAGAUGUAUCAGUUCGCCAACUGGGGCGGAGAGCAGGGGAUGCUCACAAAUUCGAAAGACACGUUGGCGCAGGAGUACGCGCUCUGGCGCGGGCUUACGCCUUUGCGCGUCGUGCUGGCCGGCGCGCCGGGAACGUACCAACAGUACCUGCCACAGAUCGCCGCCUACUUCGGCGUCGAAGUGCUCACCGUGAAAGGUAGGAAGUUCUUUUGGUAAAAAUUUCAUCUUUAUUUUCUACUGAUUUUUCGGCAUUAGCAGAGGUGGGCUGUUUUUGUAGUAAGGAAGUUUGUCUCCGGUCGUGGACCUGCAGAGGCUCCAGUUUUUUCUUUGCUACUUUAGCGUCGUGGGAGUAAGAGGGAUAGAACAACCAACGCAAGAUUUUUCCGCAACAUCAAAUCCCAACUACAUCCAGGCAUCGUCACGGAGUAUCUGGAGCGCGAGGAGAGGCAACUCUGGUUGCGACUAAAGGAACACGAGGCCUACAUGCUGGCGAAUCCGGCGCCGGAGGAGGGCACGGAGGCGUUCGAGGAGUAUGAACCCGUGCCAGAGCCGGCCCUGAGCGAGACCGCGCAGAAGGCGCAGGAAUGGGCGGGGGGGUUCGGCGACGCCGUGGAAAACAGCAUCCCAGCGGACUUGCUGGAGACGGUACGUGGCCUCUUCCAGCAGAAGUUCGCAAUGUGCAGGUGUAUGACCAAGGGGUUCGUGCUGGACAGCUGGCCGGUGACCGGGGAAGAGGCGGCGGAGCUGUUUUCAGAGCUGCGGUACAUCCCGCCCGUGAUACCCGACACCAAGACCAGCAGCGGGCGGAGUAGCCGCCCCGGCACCGGGGCCAGCCGGCGGACGCUGAACAGCCAGUCGCCCGAGAAAACGGCCACGGCGUCGGAGGCACCCAACUCCGAGGCGCCCAACGCCGAGCAGGCGGGCGAGGACGGUGCGGGCGAGGCGGCCAAGGAGCCGGAGGAGCCCCAGGGCACCUACGAGCGAUUUUUGCUGCCCGGCUGUCCGGACGUGCUUUUCCUCUUUUCCGCGGACGAGGCGCACCGGAGUUUGGAGUGUGUAUGAGAGUUGUGGACAACUACAACUCCCCCUCGUUCACGUUUCCAUGAUUUUUCAUGCGAAAUUUCGAGUGUAGCUGCUGCCUUGUGACACUAUUGUGCACGACAAAUUUCGCAAUUUAUAAUUCCAAGCAGUACUUUGCUCGACGCAUGAGGAAAAACUUGUCAUGCACAGGCUCCACCGGUGCUGGUGUUUGUAUUGCUGUUCAACAUUGCGACAUACAAACGAGGGAGGAGGGGAAGUUGUGCACUCGGAUAGCCCGAGCUGCUGAGCGAGGAACAGCUCGAGGCGGCGCAGCUCACCGCGAAGCUGGAAACGCGGGAAAGCAGCCUGCUCACCCGAAUACAGGAGCAAAAGACGCAGCAAACGGACGUGAUAGACGCGGCCACGGAGGAAAACCCGUUGCCAGAGGACUUUGUGAAGCUCACCAGCGUGCGGGACUUUUUCCAGACGCACAACCGGCUCUGUGAGUGCGAUUUGAACGCGUUCUACGAGGAGUUCGCGAUUUGGGGCAAGGAGGAGAUGGACUUCCGGAACCCGCCAGAGGAGGAGCCGGCGGAGUAUCGUGAGGAAAAAACGCACCCGACCCAAAUACUCAAAAUGGAAGUUAUUUGUGAUGCUGAUUCGUGACCACAAAUCACCUCGGUUUUGCAUAUGGGUCGUCGGAAAGUGUGAGCUUAUUUGGCGCAUUCCGCCGCCAAUCUGUGACGCGCUUCUGCUACAUAGCGCAAAGCUGUCUCCCUUUUUGAACUGCUAGUGUUUUGGUUACCCAGCCAGGGAUAGAAAAUGCAUCAUCCGAGCGCUUGCUGCAAUACACCGCUUUGUCGUUUACAGAAGCUCAGCAUACAGAUUUUUUUUUUAUGGAGUAGGGGCAGGUUUUUUCACUUUGACACGGAAUCCCCCAACGCCAGUCCGACCGAGGAGGCGGCGCCGGAGCCCACGGAGGAGGAACUGGCGCUGCAGGAGAAGAAAAGGCUCGAGGCCGAGGCGCGCAAGGAGGACCGCCGCGUCAAGCGGGAGCACAUGCUGUCGGUCGUCAAGGGGAACGCAUUCGUCAAGUUUUUUCAGGCCGCAUUCGAGAAGUCCACGGGGAAACCGUUCAAAAACUUCCUGCAACCCUUGGACACCACGCGAGUACCCGUGGAGACACCCGUGUCGGAGGGCGAGUAUAGAUUGUUUUCAAUUUUUUCCGAGUUCUGUAAAAGUAGAAAAAACACACUGACAAACACAAAGAAACGGCGCUUUGUCUGUUUUUUUUUCCGUCUCUCCACGACGAGCCAUCGAAUACGGAAAAGAGAUAGAGAACUAGAAAAGUCCCUUCCCCCUUCAACACAGGCUGGUGGGCCUUUCCCUCGAGGAAUCCCCUGAGGAGAUUGCGGAACGAGAAGCGGCCGCUCGCGCUGCCGCCCAGAAAGCAGAGGCGGAGAGAAAGUACCAGGACAAGUUGAGGCGAGAAGAAGAAGCACAGCUGGAGGAAGUGUACUGUUUCAUUUUCUAUCAUCUCUACUUUACGCAGUAGUAAAACGAAACGCACAAAAUAAAAGAACUUCUCAUCAACUGCGUAAGAAUAGAUUCCCACAAUGGUAGAAGUAGAAACCACGUCGGAAGUUGUAGUAGACACUGCAUGAUCUACUUCCCAGAGACGACGACGAUGCUAUUUGCUCCUUCUAAAUACAAAAAACAGGUCGGAGCCGCUCCGCAAGUACCUGGCCGAGUACGUGACGCCCCACGUGACAGAAGCGCUGAUAGAAAUCUGCCGCGUCAUGCCAGAGGACCCGGUGGACUACCUCGCAGAGUACCUCUUUUUCAAGUCCGAGGAGAUGAAGGGACCGGAUUCCGAGGACUGAUGUUUUUAACCGGGAAUUGUAGGGGCGUUGUCGACGAGGACCAUAUUGUAUCAACUAUUCGACGAGGUGUUAUAACAGAAGAGGCGCCUUGAUGUACGUCGUUCCUGCAUUCAUCAUGUUGAGUACGUACAACCUACUCUUCGCCCCGGUUGUAGCAAGCCCAUUGUACCAAAAACCUAUCAACAUGUCCUCUUACCAAAAAUUGACUGUUGUUGAAAUCCACGGUUUUAUUUUGUCCAGGUGAAAAAUUAUAACCAUUAAGCAUCAAUUAAGAAUAACAGCUCGCGACCUGCGGGAGUCCUCUUCCAGACAAUUUGGGAAGACCUCCUGUUGGGCACGAUGCGUGCGUGAGUGAAAUCUAAGGUUGAAAUUAAUUGCGAGAAAAUCGCGGUGCGCGAUUUUCUAUCAGCAAGCAGAACGAAA